Molecule: messenger RNA, 2071 nt
Organism: Rubroshorea leprosula
Lineage: Eukaryota; Viridiplantae; Streptophyta; Magnoliopsida; Malvales; Dipterocarpaceae
Source: the annotation of a GenBank genome assembly
AUGAUGCUCAGGCCAAUCACUGUUCCCCUGUGAUCCCUUCAGUACUACAUUGUUCCUGAACCUCUCCUUUCUCUAUAUGAUCCAUUUGAGUCAAAUCAGUUUAACGGCAAAAAAAUGAAGCAUUUUCCUAUUUUUGCUGACUUGUUGGCUCCUUUUUCUCUUUUAGUUGCUACUUUGGCUGCAGCAAAUGAUGGGCCUUUAUAUGAUUUUACAGCUUAUACAGAGUGUAAAGCAUGGCCGGAGAAGCCACUCUACGGUGGAGGGAUCCUGAAACAUUAGCAUCCGGAGAUGAGGAGCGACACUGGCAAGUUUGCCGUUGGCGUCUACACACCAGUUUUCAUAUUGUACAAUCUGACCCAGGGCACCAGUUACUGUUUUUCUACCUGGGUCAAGAUAGAAGGUACAGAAUCAGCCCUUAUAAGAACAAGCCUAAAGACAGACAAUGAGACAUACAAUUGCAUUGGGACUGUUUUGGCUAAAAGAGGAUGCUGGUCAUUUCUCAAAGGUGGGUUCGUCCUUGAUUCACCUUCAAAUGUAUCUGAAAUAGUAUUUCAGAAUUCUCACAAUGAGGACAUCGAUAUAGUAACUGCCAGUGCUGCACUGCAGCCAUUUACCGAACAGGAAUGGAGGAACAACCAGCAAUACAUAAUUAACACUAGUUGCAGACAUUCUCUCGGGGCAGAAUGCAGCACAAAUCCUGAUAUCAAGGGACAUUCUAAAUCAUUUUGUCAUCACAUUUGCAUAAAUUUUCAUGUGAUAAUUUUAAGAACAAUCAUCAUGAAAUUUUCCAGGUAAAGAAACGUGCUAUGACAAUUCAUGUCUCAGAUGAACAUGGAGAUGCAUUACAAGGAGCAGACAUUUCCUUGGAGCAAGUAUCCAAAGAUUUUCCCUUUGGUUCUGCAAUUGCAAGCACCAUCCUUGGAAAUUCACCUUAUCAGAAUUGGUUCGUGGAGAGAUUCAAUGCAGCAGUCUUUGAAAAUGAAUUAAAGUGGAGUGCUACAGAACCGGAACAGGGGAAGCUCAACUACACUAUAUGAGACCAGAUGUUGGAGUUCGUCCCAGCCCACCAAAUAAUCGCCAGAGGCCACAACAUAUUCUGGGAAGACCCCAAGUUCAUCCCGGCAUGGGUCCGGAACCUCUCUGGUCCCGAUCUCUGGUCAGCUGUGAACUCAAGAAUACAAAGCCUGAUGACUAAAUACAAAGAUCAAUUCAUCCACUGGGAUGUCAGCAACGAGAAUCUCCAUUUCGACUUCUACGAGCAACGUCUCGGGCAUAAUGCAACCCUGGAAUUCUUCAGGACGGCGCACCAGGCCGACCCCUUGGCCACAUUGUUCAUGAAUGAAUUCAACGUGGUGGAGACUUGCAGUGAUGGGAAGUCCACUGUGGAUGGCUACAUUGCAAGGCUGAGAGAGCUCCAGCAGGAUGGGGUUUACAUGGACGGAAUUGGGUUGGAGGGGCAUUUCACGGUACCAAAUCCUCCUUUAAUGAGAGCUGUUUUGGACAAAUUGACUUCACUUAAUCUUCCAAUCUGGCUAACAGAAGUAGAUAUUAGCAAUUCACUCACUCAGGAAAUGCAGGCUACUUAUCUAGAGCAAGUUUUAAGAGAAGGUUUUUCACACCCAUCAGUGAAUGGGAUAAUGCUUUGGACUGCUCUCCAUCCAAAAGGGUGUUACCAAAUGUGCCUCACCGAUGAUAAAUUCCGGAACCUACCCGCGGGAGAUGUGGUUGACAAGCUCUUGAAGGAAUGGUACACGCACGAAGUAAAUGGACAGACAGAUGAACAUGGGUCAUUUAGCUUUAGUGGGUUCCUAGGUGAAUACAGGAUAGUGGUUAAGUACGGAAAAAACAGAACAGCAGCUUCUACAUUCUCACUCGGCCGUGGUGAUGAAACUAGACAUUUUAACAUUCAAUUGUAACCCUUUUAAUUCCACAAUCCAACACAUACAAACUAAAUAUUAUUCACACUGAAAUCUCACAAUAGUCACAAUCCAAAGAGAAUAAAAGGAAUGAAGAAAGGAGAAGAACUUCAUAGGAAUGGUCAUGAUGAAAAGAAUAAUUGCUAGGACCAUCA